AUCAUUUGACAUAUCGAAAUUUUAAUACUUUUUUAGCAAAUGUCAAAGAAAAGAAAACUAGGAAACGUAGGAUUUGCAAAGUAUGGGAAAAUUUAUUUUCUUAACUAGGGGAAAAUUGUGUUAUGUAGAUUUUCCUUAACUUGCAAUAAAUUGUUAGAUUUAAAAUCAGUGACAAUGUGAAGAAAUAUAUUGUAAACAUACUCUACCGUAUACAGAGGCUCGAAGUUAUUAAAAUUUAUAUGUAAUAACAUCGAAAAACGAAUGAAGAAAACUACGGAAUAAAACGAAUAGAGAUAAGAACUAUAAUUUUUCCAGCGUAGCAUCUGAAUCAGCAGCAUUAAUCUAUGACAUAGAGAAGAUUCGAAACUUCAACACAAAAUAAAGUUGAUGCAAAUAAAUUGUUAAACGAAAAUGUCCGCAGAUAUACAAAUUGUUUCUGUGCCAAAUUUGGAAAAAAUUGAAAGUUUUUUGAAAGAUGCAUCAUAUCGCGAAACAAUUGAAUACAGCGCAAGCUUCAAUACACGUUUAUGUAUUGAACGGCGCUUACGUUUACCUUUUCUAGAUCCGCAAACAGGUGUAGCGCAAAACCAUUCGCAACUGUUUGUAGAUGAAAGGCAUCGGAUGCCCGGCUUCCGGCAAGGACAAAUAUACACUUAUCCAGCGCCUCGUUGGCGUAAAAGUCGGCGGCAGUACUUGAUAAAAAAAUUUCCUGAUCGUCCAUUUCAAGCUUUACGCAAGGAAACAGAAGUACUGCCUAUAAGUACCAACAAUACAAUACUAACGGCUUGUUCUGCAUCGCCUACUGUUAUUGGAAGUAAUAUAAACGAACCAGAUUUUAAUGGUUCAUUGCUUGAAGAAUCAUCUUCACUUGGUGCUGCUGGAGGCGACACAUCAGAUAGUAAAGAUAGCCAACAGCAGCCACAACAUCUUAAAGAUGAUUUACCUAAAGAGUGGUUCUUUGACGACAUGGAUAUGAAUGAUGUUGAUUCACUAGAAGAGCCGAAAUCACCCGCAGAUGAUGAAUAUGAUUAUGAUCCACGAUAUGGUAGUAAAAAGCGAAGAAAGAGACGUCCCAGUAAACGUGCUUCACUUACCCCAGGUGAAGGUGGCCCUGGUCGAAGACGCAGUGGUGCUGGACGCGGACGUACGUCGACAGCAACAGCUGAUACAUCCCUCGUUGGUUUAGAUGCAAUAGAUGGCGUAGGCUUAGAUGUAAGUACUACGCCCACAACUAGUGGUCGCCGUCCAAGAGGUACACGUGGACGUCGUCGUACAAAACCAAAAACAAGCGGCGGCAAUGCAUGUGAUCCACCUAGCCCUGGUUUAAAUAGCGAACCGCCUUCAUUCGAAAGUGCUGCCGCAGCUGUUGGCGUCAGUGAUAUGCCAGUUGCAGAAGAGCAUAGCGAUUUGCGUAACUAUCGAAAGUACCUGUAACAACGCUAUAUCAAUCGGAGCACUACUCUAGCGAUAUAAAUGGGAGGCUAGUGCGACUACAACACUUCUUGAUGCAUUGUUACUGCAAUUGAGUGUUACUUGAUUUUGUUUUUGUUUGUAAAUUUAAAAUAUGUUUUUCUUAUUUUAAGUAACAUAUUCCUAUAUAUCUUUUUUAGUAUGAAUGCUCAUAUAUAUUGAUCUGGUUAAACUAUUGUUAGUUCGAAUGUUAGAUAAGUUAAACUUACUUUAAAAUGUUAAAAGGCAACGUUAACUAGCAUUCGUUACAUUUAUUUUCUUUAAUUUACAAACUAUUAAUUGUAAGGUCAUAUCUUUUUUUUUUUUAAAUC
Teleopsis dalmanni is the source of this 1781-nucleotide messenger RNA. Its product is annotated as zinc finger protein DPF3. Bases 412 to 1434 code for a protein of 340 amino acids. The record is from RefSeq and is a predicted model, not a curated record. The transcript has 2 exons. Lineage: Eukaryota; Metazoa; Arthropoda; Insecta; Diptera; Diopsidae.